GCCCGGCUGCGCCUCCUUGGCGGCUCCAGUCCAGCUCCAGCUGUUCAGUGUUCAGUGCCGCGCUGCCGUGCACGAGCCCCUAGUGCGUCGUGGAGUGAGUGAGUGUUCAGUGAUUUGUGUUUGGUCGGCGGUGGCGCCCGCGACACGAGGAGAAUGCGGAGUCUGCCAGUGCUGGUGCUGUGCUGCCUCGCGGCCGCGGCCGCGCAGCUGCCCCCGCGACUAGAGGUGCCGGGCGCGGCUCCGUCCCCGCCCCAGCGCCCCGCCGUGUACCGGCGGCCCGCCUCCAGGGCCUACCACCCGCGGCAGGUCGACGAGGACGACGGCCCCGCCCCUGCUCCCCCGAGGCCCGUGGUGCGAGUUCGGCGGCCCACGGCCCGCAGCCGCCUCCAGCAACAGCAGCAGCACCAACAACUGCAGCAGCAGCACCAACAGCAGCAGCACCAACAGCAGCAGCAACAACAACAACAACAGCAACAACAACAGCAGGCGCAGCCGCGGCAGGACUUCCCCGUGAGCCUCACGCCCAGGCCCGUCAGCGAGGAGCCCGAGGACGCGCCGGCGCCACCGCAGCCCACCAGGGACGAGGUCAACGCCAUCCUCCCCACGGCCAGCCCAUCCCCAUCCUCACCGGCCCCAUCCUCCCCUUCCGCAUUCUCCCCGUCUUCACCCUCCCCGUCCCCAAAGCAGGUGUCACCGGCCCCCUCGUCCCCGCUCCCCCCGCCGCAACCAGCGCCGGCGCAGCCGCAGGGCGCCUUGGCCGGCCGGUUCCUCCAGCCCGCCGUGUAUCGCAGCGCGCGCCCCCUCGGCGGCCCCCCACACCAGCUCCACGGCGGCUUCCGCCCCUCCAGCAGCGCCUCGAACGGUGCCAACGACGAGGACAACGUGAUCCUCGCCAGGCCGGCCAACCCACGCGCCUACCUGCCUGGUACGGGGCCCAACGCGCCGUCCUCGCCGCCAUCCUCGGCCUCCACGGCAGCACCCCUGCUGGAGUUGCCACUGGGCCCCGCGCCCCCUUCGCCAUUCGCCGACGAGCCCAAGCAGCCCGUGUUCAGACCCGCGCCAGCACCCCUCACCGCCAUCCCCGCAGCACAGCUGCAACUGGCCCAGCAGCUGGCUGCCCAACAGAAGCAAGCUGCUCAGCAGGUGUCCAGCGCCUCCUCGCCGGCGCCGACUUCCGUCCAGGACGAAGAGGACGAGGACGACGAUGAGGCCGUAGCCAACCCCAACCGGCGACAGACCCUGGUGCCGUUGCCGCCCUUCAGGACCACCCACGGCGGCAACUUCCUAGUGACGCCGUCCACCUUAGACUUCGACGACGACCUGCCCCUCGUUGGCUUCACGCCAUCCGUGCCUCGGCGCCCGCAGCCGCAGCAGCAGGUGUUCAGGCCGUCGCCGCCCCUCGAUCUGGACAACAACGCAUUCUCUCCGUCGCCGCGCCCCCCGCCGCCGCAACCUAUCCAGGUCAGAGCCGUCCCCGCAACCCUAGUACCAGUGGUGAUAAGAGCGCCCCACUGCGGUCACAGUUGGCGCGUGAGGUCAUAGAGUGAGAACAGUGAGAAGGCUGACCCUGCGGCGUUGGAGCCUCGCCCAUACUGGCUCUCGUGCUGGACUCUCGGGUGCGUUCUUUGAUCAACACCCCCGCAUAGUAUGGAUCUAGCUGCGUUACCGGAGUCAUGGGUAGCCGUGAGUGGUUCAAGGUCGCCAUGACCACCCAGUCGUAAAGCCCUUUUCGAAGUUGAAGCCAUCCCGUGUAGACUGUAGAGCGCUAUCGUAGAGGUAAGGCGGUGGUGGUUGAGGUUCAUUCAUUGUGAUUGGUGUUCAAAAGCGUUUCGUGUUUGUGUUGAUGUGGUUGUG
This is a messenger RNA of Frankliniella occidentalis (western flower thrips), 1854 nucleotides long. RefSeq lists its product as uncharacterized. Lineage: Eukaryota; Metazoa; Arthropoda; Insecta; Thysanoptera; Thripidae. The transcript is spliced from 6 exons. The coding region runs from base 154 to 1542 and encodes 462 amino acids. The record is from RefSeq and is a predicted model, not a curated record.